Molecule: messenger RNA, 1413 nt
Organism: Durotheca rogersii
Lineage: Eukaryota; Fungi; Ascomycota; Sordariomycetes; Xylariales; Xylariaceae
Exons: 2
Coding region: 112-1341 (409 amino acids)
Source: RefSeq, a predicted model, not a curated record
UCGGACUGGCUCGGAAUUCUACCCUAUUGACUUAGGAAUGGAAGCUUGGUCCAACGAGCUUGCGUGAGCAUAGGGACGUAUUCAAAAGAUCCUGGGAAGAAAUCGAAAGCCAUGGCAAUUACCUCUGUUCGAAAUCCGACUCUGGGUAAUAAAUCCAAACGUGGAAAUUUACGAAAACGCAAGCCCACGAACGCCCAAGACGUGAUUGACCUCACGAACGACCGAGACGUGAUUGACCUCACGUCGCCGGAGCCAGAAGGUGAAAAUGCUGCCCCCGACAGCACACAUUCAUCGAGAGGCGCUAGGCUGGUAGAGUCUGCCGAUGACUACCAGCUGCGACUAGGCCCUGGCUGGACUUUGAACGACGGAACUUAUGAGCAUGUACCCGAAAAUAAGAGGCGUAGGAGGGAUGUUCCCUAUCCAAGCUUCAUCGAUCGAAGCUACCGAUCCAUGCUGGGACUCAACACCCUCCAACUUGCCCGCGAUGCCCCGAUCAACCUAUGCGCUAUGGAUAUUGCAACGGAGCACGUCUGGAGGUGUCUCCCCGACAUGGUUAAAUCUAUUGUCCGAGUGGCACCUCCCAACGGACCCGCACUUUGGAGCAUCGAUGAGAAGAACCGGCAGGCCAUGUACGAGGAGAUGGCGCGCCCUGCCUACCUAGACAAGACGACACAGACGACGUUCAGGUUCUACGCAGAUCUCAAGGAGACCCCUUGGGUGGUUUGGCCGCUUUGGGUGGAAGAUGAAUGGGGAAAAGACUACGUUCUGGCCGCUUGGUACGCCGAGGCCAAACUGGAAAAUACGUACGAUCGCCUCCGAGCAUUAACCAUAUACGACCCUCGUCGAGACCCGUUGCCCGGCCCGGAUGGAAAACACGGGUUGCUCGAAAAGCGCCUGGAGCGAAUCCGCCUGCGUCUCUUAGAGUUUCUGCGGAAUGGGGAUUUUGACGUGUCCCAAGUGAAGUACUACGAUGGAUACUGCAGUCCGAUGGCACUCGGCGAGGCCACGUCUGGCGAGAGGUGUUUCGCCGCUGUCAAGGAAUUGCUCGAGGAUAUAUGCCGGAAGACGCUCGACGGGUCGCCAGUAGAUUCAGCGCCGAAGCCUUUCCCCGAUAUGGCGCGAUGGGUUCAUCCGUACCAGUUUCGGAUCGAGAUGGCUGGCAUCAAUGCGUGGGUCCUGAUGGCAACGUUCGACUUCAACGCCCGCAUCGCCGUCGAGUGCGUGAUGCCUGACCGGAGGAAUGAGAUCGUGGCCGACGGGAGGCGGCGGAUACUGAAGCCUGAUGACCUUGCCGGCCGGAAGCCUGCGCCCCCUUUAGCCGAUAAGGACUAUCGCAUCUAAGCUAUAGGUAGUGGAGGAAUGGAAUCGCGGUGAAACCUCGAGGCUAGACAAGAGAUAAGUACUGGUAAUGAU